Molecule: messenger RNA, 3062 nt
Organism: Oxyura jamaicensis (ruddy duck)
Lineage: Eukaryota; Metazoa; Chordata; Aves; Anseriformes; Anatidae
Gene: CELF5
Product: CUGBP Elav-like family member 5
Exons: 14
Coding region: 145-1353 (402 amino acids)
Biological process (GO): regulation of alternative mRNA splicing, via spliceosome; mRNA splice site recognition
Cellular component (GO): nucleus; ribonucleoprotein complex; cytoplasm
Molecular function (GO): mRNA binding
Source: RefSeq, a predicted model, not a curated record
CCCCGUGCCCUGCAGGAGCCAGACGCCAUCAAGCUCUUCGUGGGGCAGAUCCCGCGCAACCUGGAGGAGAAGGACCUCAAGCCGCUCUUCGAGCAGUUCGGCAAGAUCUACGAGCUCACCGUUCUCAAGGACCGCUACACCGGCAUGCACAAGGGUUGUGCAUUCCUCACAUACUGUGCCAGAGACUCUGCCAUCAAAGCCCAGACAGCAUUACAUGAACAGAAGACUUUGCCAGGGAUGGCACGCCCGAUUCAGGUGAAACCCGCAGACAGCGAGAGCCGUGGAGGGGACAGGAAGCUCUUUGUGGGCAUGUUAAAUAAGCAGCAGUCUGAGGAUGACGUGCUCCGGCUCUUUGAACCGUUUGGGGUCAUUGAUGAAUGUACAGUGCUGCGUGGACCUGAUGGUAACAGCAAAGGCUGUGCUUUUGUAAAGUUCUCAUCUCAUACAGAGGCUCAGGCAGCAAUCCACGCACUCCAUGGCAGCCAGACAAUGCCCGGCGCCUCCUCCAGUCUAGUGGUGAAGUUUGCUGACACAGAUAAGGAGAGGACCCUCCGUCGUAUGCAGCAAAUGGUGGGGCAACUGGGGAUAUUCACUCCAUCUCUCACCUUGCCGUUCAGCCCAUACAGCGCCUAUGCGCAGGCUCUGAUGCAGCAGCAGACGACCGUCCUCUCCACCUCCCACGGCAGCUACCUGAGUCCUGGUGUCGCCUUUUCCCCGUGCCACAUCCAGCAGAUUGGUGCCGUCAGUCUCAACGGGCUGCCAACCACUCCUGUUGCACAGACAUCAGGGCUACAUUCACCUCCUCUCCUGGGAACAACAGGUGUGCCCGGACUGGUGGCACCCAUUUCAAAUGGAUUUACUAGUGUGGUACCAUUCCCAAAUGGCCACCCAACCUUGGAAACGGUUUACACCAAUGGCUUUGUACCAUACUCAGCCCAGAGUCCUUCGGUAGCAGAGACUUUGCACCCAGCCUUUACAGGAGUUCAGCAGUAUGCAGCUGUGUAUCCAACCACCUCCAUCACUCCCAUCGCUCAGAGCAUUCCUCAGCCACCUCCCAUUCUGCAGCAGCAGCAACGUGAAGGUCCUGAAGGCUGCAAUCUCUUCAUCUACCAUCUCCCUCAGGAGUUUGGAGACAACGAAUUGAUGCAGAUGUUCCUACCCUUUGGCAAUAUCAUCUCCUCCAAGGUGUUUAUGGAUCGUGCCACCAACCAGAGCAAAUGUUUUGGUUUUGUAAGCUUUGACAACCCAUCCAGUGCACAAACUGCUAUCCAGGCCAUGAAUGGCUUCCAGAUUGGCAUGAAACGUUUGAAGGUCCAGUUGAAACGACCCAAGGAUGCUAACCAUCCUUACUGACAGGAGUGAACAAUCAGGAGUCACUUCUUCAGCACAGUGACUCACAGGACCAAAUUUUUCCAUUCAGAGACUGACUCCUUGCAAGAGGGGUUGGAAGCUAAGGGUUUACCUCUGCAGCAGUGUCUUCUCAGGAGGCACUGCAAAUAGACCUGAACAUUUUGAGACGAUGCCUGGAUGGACAGAAAGCAAGAGAGAGAACACAUCUCUCUACUCAACAUUAACAAGAAGCAAGGAGAAAGAGAACCACAUACCUCCAGGAUUAGGACACAGCCAGCUGCUCAGCUCAAGUCACUCACCCACCAACCUUAGCACCAGCCUGGUUAAGGAUCUCAAGAGCUUCUGUCUUACCCUUCCAAGGGCUUCUGCAGACCAAGCUCCUGGAAUUUGGUGCCAAAGCCUAUCGUGAGCACUCCUCAAUUAGGCUGAAAGCACAGGAAAUCAACCCUUUUACCUACAAGAACUGUACUGCCUCCCCACACAUUGUACUGGCCCAACUUCAUUGCUCUUCGUGGUAACAGGGCAUUUUUUUUUUUUUUUUUGAUCAAGGGAGAAGAUGAAAGUGUGAGCAAAUGCCAUUUCCAAAAUAGUGACAGAAACCUCCCAGGGGCCACGCACUGCCUCCACGUAUUGGAAAUGGCCUAAAGCUGGCUAGAAGGCAUUUCUGAUUCACAGACAACACAGGACAUAUUCUCCAUCUGAAUUUAGCAAGAAGACUCACCUCUUGCACCCUCCGCAAAGCUUUCACAAGCAGACACAAGGAUAGUAUGUUGAAAGGUGGUUGUCAUGCUUUUUUUCCCUACCACUCCCUCCAAGGGACAGAUUAUAUAUUAUGCAUAAUAUAUAUACACACACAUAUAUACAUACACUUAAGCACAGAACAUAGUUCAGAGCUCAACAAAGAUCCCUGAGCGUGGGGGGCGGGUGGGGCAUACAGACGAGGCAAAACCCUUUAAUGACUUGAAACAGUCUUUUCUAGUUUCUAUUAAAAUGAGGAGGAAAGGAGGAAGAAAACAAACAAACAAACAAAAAACACCCUCCUGAAUACUUCGCUUCAUUAUUCCAGAAUUUGAUAAGGUAUCAAGAACAUUCCUGUGUGUAUGUAUGUGCAUGUCUGUGUUCAACUGUGAACAGAGCGUUGGUGGAGAAAGGUUGAUGCGAUUGAUCCUGACGAGAGAUCCAGAGACUUGAGAGGACCUUGGCCACUUCUCAUCCUCCUCCAGUUUCCCUUUGUUCGGAUGUCUAUGGCAUAGUUCUUUAAGUACCUUCACAUCUCCUGAACCACCCCUCUGUAUCUAAUGCUGAGAGUUUACAAGCGAGAUGGAUGAAGCUGUGGGAGUCUGUGUGUUUCUAUAGUCCAUGUUUACUUAUUGUAAAUACCAUUUUUAUACUUAGCAUCUAUUAUGUAUGUGAUUUGUAUAAUGUACUUUAUUUCUGCUACAAUUAAUUUCAUGAAGUUUAAACUUAACCUAAUUUUGAACAAAAAAGAAAAUGACCAACAAAUGCAAAAUGGGAAGAAAAAAAAAGAAAAAGGGAUUUUGGAAAUGCUAGGUCAAACUCGUUUAAAACAAGCAUUUACAACUUCUUCCAUCACAGUUACUGAUGUGACUGUACACUGUUACAGGUGUGAUACAAGCUUCAUCAAUGUCAAAUUCCUUGCUCUGGUCUAAAAAAAUCUUAAAUUUAUUUAAUAAAAGUUUUACUUCCUAAGU